Messenger RNA from Cicer arietinum (chickpea), 1714 nucleotides. RefSeq names its product U-box domain-containing protein 25-like. The record is from RefSeq and is a predicted model, not a curated record. Gene Ontology annotation, molecular function: ubiquitin protein ligase activity. NCBI's taxonomy places the organism in Eukaryota, Viridiplantae, Streptophyta, Magnoliopsida, Fabales, Fabaceae. Gene Ontology annotation, biological process: protein ubiquitination.
UUCAUUUGGAUGCAAAUGCAAUUUAUAAUGGUCCAUUUCUCAAUCCUCUCCCAUCCAAUUUCCCACUUAAACACCACUUUUUAGUUUCCAUUUUCAACCUCUUCUCAUUGCUUCUUCUUCUCUCUCAACUCUCAACUCUCAAUGCAACCAAAAAAAAAAAAAGUUUGCUACUUUCUGACACCAUCUUUAUAGCAUUAAUGUUUUAGUGCUUGAAAAAUGUUUGUCUUGUAUUGGUUCCACCUAAAGUUUAAAACUUUAACCUUCCCCAAAAAAACCCACUUUGAAUUUAUGUUCCAUAACAUAAGAAUUUAGAUUCACAUCACAUAAACAACACAAUAAAACAAAAAAACUAUUUGUUUCUUUUGGGUUUUGUAAUAUUUUUUUUUUUUUUUUGAGCUUCUUUCCAUGAACGAAGCUCAAACUGAAAUCACAAUUCCUCACUUGUUCAGAUGCCCCAUAAGUCUAGAUUUGUUGGAAGAUCCAGUGACUUUAUGCACUGGACAAACCUAUGAUAGAUCAAGCAUACAAAAAUGGAUUUCUGCAGGUAAUUUCACAUGUCCUGUUACAAUGCAGAAGCUUCAUGAUUUAUCCUUUGUUCCUAAUCACACUCUUCGUCAUUUGAUUCAUCAAUGGCUUCAACUUGGUUCACAAUUUCACCCUGGUAAUAAUAACUCUGCAACCAUUGAUUACUUAGCUUCAUUGAAACACACCCUUGAAUCACAUGAAACUUCUUUAGAAAACAAGCUUGAAGCACUUGAAAAAAUUAGUGUUCUUUCUGAUGAAUAUUGUUCUUUCAGAAAAUCAUGUUUCCAACAACUUAGUUUCUUGUCUCUACUUUUAGAACUUGUUUUUGGGUCAUCAGAAAAUCACAUGGAAUUUGUGGAAUUAGCACUUUCUUGCAUUCUUAAAUUGUUGCCUAUUGUAAAUUUGGAACCUUUGAAUAUAAUCAAAGAUGAGUCAAAGUUGGAAAUUUUCAUGCUUUUAUUUGAAAAGGGUACUAGUUCAAUUAAGACUAGUUUGUGUGUUCUUAUAGAUUAUUCAACAACAUCAUCACAAACAGAAGAGGUUUGUCAUGUGUUAGGAAAUUCUCAAAAACUAGUACAUGAAAUUGUUCAAGUUGUUAAUCAAAAUUGUAGUGAAGUUUCUAAGGCUGCAAUUAAGGCUUUAUCAGCAUUAUGUUCAUUGCAAUCCAAUAGAGAGAGUUUGGUGAGAGCAGGAGCAAUAGAUGGAAUCAUAACAUAUAUUUCAGAAUGUGAAACAAGACACAAGAAUUUGGCUCCUUUAGGAAUGGCAACAAUGAAGAAACUUUUGGUACUAGAUAGUGCUAAAGAGGCAUUGGUGAAUAAUCCAAAGGGUGUUGAAAGUUUGGUGAAGAUGGUUUUCAAGGUUUGUAAUCAAGAGUGUAGUGAGAGUGCUGUUGGGAUACUUUCAAUUGUUUGUUGUGAUUUUGGGAGUGCAAGAGAGGAAGCUAUUGGAGCUGGUGUUUUGACUCAGUUGUUGUUUCUUCUGCAGAGUCAGUGUGGUACUAAAACUAAAACUAAGGCUAGACUAUUGCUUAAGUUGCUCAGAUCUAAGUGGAGUGAAGAAUCAAUGCAGAUGUAGAUAGAUUGUACUCAAAUGUGAAUAAUAAUAAUAUUAGUCUUAUUGUUUAGUAUUUCAUGGAUUUGGAUUUUGGUUCGUUGCAUUAAUUAAAUGUGUCACACAUUUACUGAUA